GAUACAACAGAGCCGAAUUUUUAGCAACAAGUUAAAAGUACUAUUAUUCCGCUUCAAGUUUGCCAAAAAGGGUAAUUUUGUUUUCUUUUCCUGCCGACUAAAUUAUCUGAGCAAGUAGAUUUGUUACAGCCGAAUUAUGAGCCUGAACUAGAGUCGGUCGCUGCUGGCCAUAGCGCGGCGUUGAGUACGAGUGGCAGCUGGGUCACUUCCCCGGCCGCGCCGGCCAGGCGCGGGCUGGGGCACAGGCCUUGCAAAGGCUUUUGCCCAAGGCCUGGCUGGCUGGCUUGAGCCUUGACUUGAAAGUUGAAUGACGGUGACUGAGUGAUAUUGCACUGUCUUCAGUCUUUACUUGUUUAUAUCACCACCAGGUUAGGGCCAUGGGAACUCUGCAGCAGAGCCCAGGAGCUGGAUCCAAGGCCGAGCACAUUUGAACAAUGUAAUUGGUAAUAAACAGAUAAACGUGAUUCGACUCUCGAGCUUAGGCUUAGCUGAAAGUGAAACGGAUCCAGAUUCAAUCAGACAAAGGUCAAAGCAAAGCAAGCCGGCAAAGCUCUUGUCCCGGAAUUAAAAAAAACAAAAUGAGAAAAAUAUCACUCACAUUUCGGUCUCUUCUGACACAGAUUUCUGAAUUUACCUUUGUGAGGAAGUAAAACUUGUCAUCAAUCAUCAUGUCUCUCUAUCCAUCAUUGGAAGAUAUGAAAGUUGACCAAAUGGCUCAGGCCCAGGUCAACUUCAAUCAACAGGCACAGGCUGCGGCCCAUGCCAUCGCCAGUGCCCCUGCCGGGUCUACUGUUGUCAUGACAACAAGCUCACUCUACCCCUCCCUGGAGGAGUGGAUGGGUUUUCCUCCCGCUGAGAUGCAGGCCUAUGCUCAGCAGUCAUCGCAGCAAGCAGUAGUGCCAAGGCCAGCAGGUACCGUUGCUGCCCCUUCACAGAACAACGUGGUUGCCCCGGUAACGGGCAAUCAAAAUCUGGGAGUUGCUAGGUCAGAGAUCAAGCAAGGAAUUCGAGAGGUGGUCGUCUGUAAAGAUGGUAGCAAUAAGAUUGGUCUCAGAGUCAGGGAUGUUAGUAAGGGUAUUUUCAUCACAUUCGUCAUGAAGGGAUCGCCCGCAUCUUUGGGUGGUUUGAGGUUUGGCGAUCAAAUCCUCCAGAUCAACGGUGAAAACGUUGCAGGGUACAGCAAAGAUAAGGCUAUGGGAGUCCUGAAAAAGGCCAGCCCAAGCAGCAUUAAGCUCGCCAUCAGAGACAGGCCGUUUGAGCGAACGAUCACGCUGCAGAAGGACAGUGCUGGAUAUGUGGGCUUUGUCUUCAAGAAUGGAAAGAUCACCAAGAUAGCGAAGGACACCUCCGCAGCAAGGAACGGUCUCUUGAUUGAUCAUGCUAUUCUAGAGAUCAAUGGGCAGAACGUCAUUGGACUCAAGGACAAGGAGAUAUCUCAGAUCCUGGAUGGAUGUGGACGGACUAUCACUCUCACUAUCAUGCCUAAUUGUUUCUAUGAUCAUAUGAUGAAAAGCAUGGCAUCAUCGCUGGUGAAGAGCUCCAUGGAUCAUUCCAUCCCAGAGAUUUAAACAGAAUCAUGCUACGAGACAGACUUCAUUCAUAACAAAAGGAGAAUUGAUGGGCAAUUCUGUAAAAAUAAUAAUUCGUAUGCAUCUGACCCCAUUGUCCUCCGUCUUUCUUCGCUCCGUGACCUUCUCAAGCCAUGAUAAUUUGAGAGCAUUACAGCCUGAGGAGUGGAAUGUUUUAGGUAUUCCACGGGGAAAAGCCGAAUAAUAAUUGUUAUUAUCUUUAAUGACCAUCAUCCAUUAGACCAUGCAAUGCGACACAAGAUUGCACAGAUUGUUGUGUACGCAAGCCAACUAGGAGUUAGUCAGAUUUAGACCCAUCAUGCAAUACCCUCUAAUAUUGCGCAGGUAGACAUGCAGACUCGAAUAAGCAUUUUCAGUAGAACGCUAAAACGCCCAAUGAGAUGGGCUUCAUCUGCUUCUCUGUACAUUGUGUCUUCAUACUGAUUUAUGAAGUGAGAAUCUAUUAUUGAGUAUUUUUGUAUUUGGGCACACAUAAUGUGGAGAAUACAUCUCUUAAAUGUAGAAUCAGAUCAAUUUUCAGUCAAACUCGAAGACAAAUAUAUAAUAAUAAGGGAUUGAAUGCUAUUCAGAGGAUUGAUUUGGAGCCAAUAAUAAGAAAGUGCAAUUAAUUUCAUACAGGCAUGACUGAAAAUGGCUUUCCUGAGAGAUAUAUAUAUAUAUAUAUAUGACAAAAUAUGUCACACCAAAUGAUCAUUGGCUUGGGCUGUUAUACAUUUGAUAAAUUUAGAAAUAUUUUGAUAUAAUUGUAUGUACUAAAAGUUAAUCGUUACAAACAUAUUGUGCACUAACAGCAUGUGAGGUGCAUGUGUAUACGUGGAAGCCUACAAUAAAUUUUUCAAUCAAAUUUUAUGUAGAUUAUAUCGGUUGCAAUGUGCAACGAUUUAUAUUUUCUAUUUGACAAAUUGAAACCUAAUAUAUAUUAUUUUUUUAUAAUGCAGUCAACCCACCAUAAAUAAAACAGCUUUCAAUAAACACCACUAGUCUUUUUUCCUUCAGCUCAGGCAGUCUAUGGUUUCACUGUACUUGAAAUUGAUUGAUUUCCAAUCAUGGGUCUUAUAUUCAGUCCAAAUGCGCUUAAUCUUCAUGUGACUUUUCAAGUAGUUGAUCAGUAAUGUGUGCAUUACCCCAACUAUUAUGUGCCUCAAAGACUGGAAUGCCAGCUGGACCCUGUUUCAUAAAACUUGUUAUAAUAACAAAUUUACAAUAACAGGUACAAGCUACGGAAAUCAUUUAAUCUGAUUGGCUGAUAGUAUAUUUGUUCAUUAUAUCAAGUCUUUAUGAAACGGGACCCUGGAAUAACAUAAUAAAUGUUUUACAGCAUAUAUAUAUAUAUACAAGCAAUUAAUUGAUUGAUUGCUUUAAUAGAUUGUACAUUACUGUAAUGAUAUAUUUAUCCUAAUAUUGUGAUUGAAAACUGAAUUAUAAUGAAGAGAUUAUAAUAUGAGCUGUGAUAAUGAUGUAUUUGACUUUGAUUUAUAUUAAUAUUCUGUAAAUACCCAUGUGUCAGAAUUCCCAAGCUGAUUUGUAUACAAGGGUCCCAUGCUCGUAUUUGAUUAAGUUAGUGUUUUCUGUAAAAUCAUAACCCAAUGUUGAAGAUUUUUUAUAUUUAUUUAGGAGAGAUAGAUACAUUCCUGAGAAAAGUAUCAACCCAUAGCAUACAUUGUUGUAACUUCACAGCUACCUGUUGCACCGUGUUUACACGCUGCAUCGGCUUUUUUGUUGCGUGUAAAUGCGAUUAACUUGCAUCGGCUCUCGGUGCAGAAUCAGCAAUUUUGCACCACCAAAGUAGUAGGUUCAGACCCACGAGCCGAUGCAGAAUCUGCUUUUUUUCUACGUGUAAACAGAAAGCCGAUUCUGCAUCAGCAAUUGGCGCGCAUUUCAUUUACUCCACCAUUAUGACGUACUUGUAAGUGCACAGAUCCAGCGUUGUCUUUAUCAUGACGUAUAUUGUUGGUGGGUGGAUCAUUUCAGGUUUUUGCCACGCGAGCCGAUUCUGCACCACGAUCUGUGACAGCAUGUAAACGCGGUGCAAGAUAAACCAAUAGCCGAUUCUGCAUUUGGUUCAGAACCAAAAGCCGAUGCACGUGUAAACAUGGAAUAUGUUUUAAAUGUUUCCUCAUGCUAUGUUGCUUUUUCAUAAUAUGUUGGAGGCAGAUUAUCGUGUAUUUUUUCAGUGAAUUUGACAUCAUUAGGAAAUAUGUCAUGCAGGGUUUAUGGCUUUUACACCAGCCAGUUGAACCAUUUUCACACUUAACUCUUUCAGUCUUUUUGAAAUGUCCCCCUGGUCUGUUCAUUCAUACUUACUUACAUAUACUUGGAUUUACUUGGAUGUAGAGAUAUAAAGACUGCAGCUUACUUUUCCCCUCAUUUUUCAUUUGGUAUAUUUGUUGUUUGCGAGUUUGGUAUAUAGAGGAUUAAAUGCUUCCUCUGAAAUGGCUAACAAAUAAGCUGCUACUAUUAUCAAAAUAUAUAUGAUUAUGUAUGUAAUAUAUGAUAGUACUUUUAUACUGAAAAUUAACUUUGUCAAAUAGUAUGUAAGAUACCAUAGUACUUUGUUUUUCUCAUUGUAUGGACUUUCAUUUUUUAUAUUUCAUUGUACGUUAUAUUUGCACCAAAUACAUAGUAUUUCAUUAGAGUAUUUAUAGAAACUAAUUCUGUAAGUCAGUACAUAAUUUCUAAAAGAAAACCUGAUAUGCUUUUCUUGUUUUAUCGUGGAAAUUUAGGUUUAUGCAAAUCUGUCUUCACUCUAAAAACACAAAGGGCGGAGACCGGGAGGAUGGAAAAGGGCUGAGGGGUGACAGUGUUUUCCAUCCCCUAAAAAAACAGAACACGCUGUCACUGGUCAGCCCUUUUAAGGGGUGAUGUAUCUCAUUCCACCCUUUUAUGUCUUAAGAGUGUAAUAGAAAUAUUUGAAUAAUUACCAUCCAAAAUUAGAAUUUCUGUCUUGCUGUAUUUAUCUUGGUGACUAGGAUUCCUUGAAAUAGUUAUAUAUCCAUCCGUCUCAGUUUUCCCCAUGGGUCUCUGUACAGUUAUCACAGCUGCCAUCCAUUAUAUAUUUAAAAAAAUCCAUAAUAGUUAUGAUGACUUUACAGAUCUACGAAUGUUUCUUCAAUGUUUAUAAAAUUGAGCCUGAAUAGGCAUGCAUGCAUUGAAUACACAUGCAUACAACAUACAUGUACAUUGUAUGUACUUGCUCUACUGUGGUAAGUUAUUUCACAGCAUUUUGACAUGAAAAAAACCCACCUUAAAAUAUGUCUAAAGAGACCCUUAAUCAUCUUAUGAAAAGAAAUACUUUCUUUAACUUGAUUUGUUUCUUAAUGCACAUCAUUUUACAUUAAUUUGCAUAUAUGCUGCACUUUUCUGUUGCCUUUUCCAGGAAAUUCAUAAUACCACAUUAAACAUGACAGUUACUGGAUGAGGUCAAAUAGUCUUUAUUGACUACAGUUAAGUGGUUCACAUUUUUUUUUUACCCUGGCUGUCCAGUGGGCGCACAUUUUAUUUUUCUCUUAUGUUCAUUAUUGUAUGACAUUGUGUCAGUUUCUUAAAUGUAAUUUUUCAUUGCUGAAUAAGCAAUGAUGAUAAUAGAGGUUGGGAGCUCUGUGGGUUUAUGACAUUGUUAUGUUUCACUAUCAAUAAAUAGCCAUGAUGUGGUUACCAUAUACAUGUA
Lytechinus pictus (painted urchin) is the source of this 5256-nucleotide messenger RNA. Its product is annotated as syntenin-1-like. NCBI's taxonomy places the organism in Eukaryota, Metazoa, Echinodermata, Echinoidea, Temnopleuroida, Toxopneustidae. Gene Ontology annotation, cellular component: cytoplasm; plasma membrane. Gene Ontology annotation, molecular function: protein binding. The transcript has 8 exons. The record is from RefSeq and is a predicted model, not a curated record. The coding region runs from base 669 to 1568 and encodes 299 amino acids.